Adineta steineri is the source of this 4005-nucleotide messenger RNA. The record is from the annotation of a GenBank genome assembly. Lineage: Eukaryota; Metazoa; Rotifera; Eurotatoria; Adinetida; Adinetidae.
AUGAGUGAAAAAGAACCACUAUUAAAUACAUCUAACAAAUUACCCAUUGACAAUGAUACUGACAAUGAAAAUGAUAUUUUUUCUCAUUGGCGUCAAUAUUUCAAUGAGCAAAAAACUAAUGUUAAGAAUAAAAAGUUAGAUGAUGUGAUCAAAGAAAUGAAUAAAGAUAUUCCAAUAAGCGUUUUUCAAUUAUUUCGAUUUGCUGAUCGUAUUGAUGUUUUUCUUCUAAUAAUUACUCUGUGUCUCGUAUUGGUACAUGUUAUUUGUAUUCUUGCAAAUGUAAUACUUUUUGCUCGAAUUACAGGAUUAUUUGCCACAAGAUCAUUUGCUCUUGAUUGUCAUAAUCAAUAUAAAAAUAUCGAAUCUUCAAUUAUUAAUAAUAGUAUAUGUCCUUUUGGUAUUGAUCUUAAUUCAUUAAAUUAUGAUCGAUUACAUAAAUUUUGUCAUUAUGAUAAUAAAAUCAUUUCAUCAACAUUAUCUCCAUUAACACCUUUAUUUCGAGAAAAUGUUUUGAAUUUAGUUUAUUUAUUUUUUGGUUUUGGUAUUGUUACAUUUCUAUGUACUUUUAUUGAAUAUAUCUGUUCGACAAUUGCUACAAAACGACAAACAUCUCGUAUGAGUAUUUUACUCUUUCAAUCACUUAUUCAACGUAAUAUGAAAUAUUUGGAUACAAAUCAAACUACUCAAUAUAAUUCAAAGCUUUUUACAAAUAUUGAAAAGAUUAAAAAUGGGAUUGGCACUGAAUUCUUAGUAGUAAUUGGGCUUAUUUUAGUUAUGAUUUUCAGUUUUAUUAUAUCUUUUAUUCUCAAUUGGAAAUUAUCUUUAAUUAUGUCUUGUACAAUUCCAAUUGUUGUUGUUAGUUCAUUGACAUUUGCUAAGCUGAUCACAAAAGAAACACAAAAACAAUUAAAUACAUAUUCAAAAGCUGGACAAAUUGCUCAAGAAGUAUUUAGUUCAUUGAGAACUGUUUUUUCAUUCAAUGGAAGUAGAUAUCAACAAAAACAAUAUGAUAAAGAAUUAAAAUUAAAUGAAUGGUGUAUUGUUCGCAAGAAUGCUGCAUUUGGUGCUUAUAAUGGUUGGCUAUUUUUUAUAUCCUUUCUAGUUUAUUCAAUUGGUUUUACUUUUGGUUCUAUUCUUAUGUUUUCUGGAACUCAUCGUACACUGACGAUUAGUGAGAUUCUUAUUGUUGUAAAUAUAUUUGCACAAGCUUUAAAUCUUCUUGUUUCAAUUGGUCCUUUCUUCCAAUCGAUUUCAGAAGCUCAAGGUGCAGCUGCAUCCGUAUUUCGACUUAUUGAUGAAGUACAUGAUGAAAAUUUGAAUGGAAAGGAAAUAUUAGAAGAGAAUAUAUCGGAUGAAAAGUCAAUUUCUAACAUCAAUGGUGAUAUUGAAUUUGAUAAUGUUUGUUUUUCUUAUCCAUCGAGAGAAAAUGUAACAGCUUUAAAUAAUCUUAAAUUGAUUGCUCGUGUUAAUCAAACAACUGCUCUUGUAGGUUCAAGUGGUUGUGGAAAAAGUACAUGUGUAUCACUUCUUCUUCGUUACUAUGAACCUUCUUCAGGUAGAAUUAUGAUUGAUGGUCAAUCAAUUACAGAUUAUAAAAUCAAACAAUUUCGACAAAAUAUUGGAGUUGUUAGUCAAGAACCUAUUUUAUUUGGAAUGAGUAUUUAUGAAAAUAUUCGUUUUGGUAAAUUAAAUGCAACACGUACAGAAAUUGAACAAGCAGCAGAACAAGCUAAUGCACAUAAAUUUAUUAUGAAAUUACCAAAUAAAUAUGAAACAAUUGUUGGUGAACGUGGAAUACAAUUGAGUGGUGGUGAAAAACAACGUAUUGCAUUAGCUCGUGCACUUGUUAAACAACCCAGUAUUCUUUUAUUAGAUGAAGCAACAAGUGCACUUGAUAAUGUUAGUGAAAAAAUUGUUCAAGAAGCACUUGAUCGAGCAUGUAAAAAUCGUACAACAAUAGUUAUUGCUCAUCGUUUAACUACAAUUCAAAAUGCUGAUUAUAUUUAUGUAUUAGAUAAUGCAAAUAUAAUUGAAGAAGGUACACAUGAAAUAUUAAUGAGAAAAGAAGGAGGAAAAUAUCAAACAAUGGUUAAAAUGCAACAAUCUGAAAAAACAAUUAAUACACAAGAUGGUUUAAUGAAUAUGGCAACAGCUGAAGAUGAAGAACAAAUAUUGGAACGUAUUCGUCAAUUGAGUGAGACUGAAGCAAUUGAUAUAAAUCGGAGAAGUUUAAUAUCAACAAGAGAAAAAUUUGUCUUUGUUAGACUCUUGAAGAUGAAUAGUCCUGAAUGGAUAUUUAUCUUGAUUGGAUGUUUAACAUGUUUACUUGGUGGAUUACAUGGACCACUCUUAUCGAUUCUAUUUGCAAAAAUAAUUAAUGAAUUUAAUGAUUGUAAAUAUACUGAUAUACAUCGUCGAGUAUUAAUUACAAGUGGUUUAUUUAUUCUUAUCGGUGCUCUUUUUAUGAUUCUUCAUUUUUUUCAAUAUGUGACUUUUGGAAUCGCAGGAGCGAAAUUAGUUAGUCGAAUUCGUUCAAAAGCUUUUUCAUGUUUUCUUCGUCAAGAAGUGGCUUAUUUUGAUCGACCUGAAAAUAGUUCAGGUGCAAUAUGUAAUCAACUUUCUUCUAAUGCAGCUGCUAUUGAAGAUAUGGCUGGGACAAGGUUAGGUGUUAUUUGUCAAGCUUUAUCCAUGUCUACUUUUGGCAUCUUACUUGGCUUUUUUUACAAUUGGCAAUUAACAAUAACUAUAAUUAUUCCUUUCAUUAUUCUACUAAUCGCCAGUAUUAUACAAAUACGAUUGAGUUCAUGGUUAAAAACAGAAUCUGAUCUGAUUUAUAGUCAAGCUAGUACGCUUGCUGUUGAAGUUAUUAAUAAUAUGCGUACAGUAAAACAAUUAUCAGUGGAAAAUGAAGUCUUACGACAAUAUUCGAAUAUGAUUGAUCAAAUAUUAAGAAUGUCUUGGAAACCUGACAUAUUAUAUGCAGCAGUAUUUGCAUUGUAUUCGGCAUUGAGUCCAUUUACUUUGGGACUUUUAUAUUGGCGUGCUUUAAUUCUUGUUGAAAACAAUGAAUUGGAUAUGAAUAAUAUUGUUAUGAUUUCUGCUUUUGUAAUGUUUGCAUUACAAUCAUUAAAUGUUGUUGAAAUAUUAGCAAAUCGUAUUGGUGCAUCAUUUGCUGCUGCACAAGCAUUUUUUGAUUUAUUUGAUCGAAUACCAACUAUUGAUAAUGAAUCUAAUAAAGGAAAAGAAUUCACUAACUUUAGUGGAGAAACAGAAUUUAAUCAAGUUAAAUUUAUUUAUCCAAGUCGUCCAGCAGUUCUUGUUCUUAAUAAACUUCAAUUAUCUAUUAAAUCAGGUCAACGUAUAGCUCUUGUUGGUGCAUCUGGGUGUGGAAAAUCAACAAUAGUUCAAUUAUUAGAACGAUUUUAUGAUGUUACACAUGGAGAACUAAUUCUUGAUGGUGUUGAUAUUCGACAAUUAAAUCUUCAAUGGCUUCGUUCUCGUUUGGGUGUUGUUAGUCAAGAACCAAUUUUAUUUGACUUAACAAUUGCUGAAAAUAUAACAUAUGGAUUAGAAAAUAUACCAAUGGAUGAGAUUAUUCUUGCUGCAACUAAAGCUAAUAUUCAUGAAUUUAUUCAACAAUUACCUCUAGGAUAUAAAACAAAAGUUGGAGUAAAAGGUAGUUUUUUAUCAGGUGGUGAAAAACAACGUAUUGCUAUUGCUCGAGUUCUUAUUCGUCGACCAAAAAUAUUAUUAUUAGAUGAAGCUACAAGUGCUAUGGAUCCAUACAAUGAACAAAUAGUACAAGAAACUCUUGAUCAAGCUCAAAGAGAAGAUUCUAGUCGAACAUCAAUUAUUAUUGCACAUCGUCUUUCAACAAUACAUUCAUGUGAUUUAAUACAUGUGCUUGAAAUGGGUCGUAUAGUAGAAAGUGGUACUCACACAGAACUAAUACAAAAAGGUGGAAUUUAUUAUACAAUGUUAAAUACUCAAAACAACGUACAAUAA